AAUUCGUCGGGCCUCAUUCUUCCGCACCGCGACCGCCGAGGCCGAAGCUCCGCUCCUUAAAAAACCCCUAAAAAGGCAUAAAAACCUCAAAAAUGUCCGACGAAGGUAAACUGUUCAUCGGAGGCUUGAGCUUCGACACCGACGAAGACUCUCUGGCCGCCGCCUUCGGCAAAUACGGCAGCAUCGAGAAGGUGGACGUGAUCCGGGACCGGGAGACCGGGAGAUCCCGCGGCUUCGGCUUCGUCAAAUACGACAACGUGGACGACGCUAAAGACGCGCUCGACGCCAUGAACGGACAGACCCUGGACGGCCGCUCCAUCCGAGUGGACGAGGCGGGCAAGAGCCGCGGCGGAUUCAGCGGAGGACGCGGCGGGAGGGGAGGCGGCGGCCGUGGCUUCUCCAGAGGAGGCUACAGCGAUGGCGGCGGCUAUGGUGGAAGAAGCUACGGUGACAGGAGCUACGGCGGCAGCGACAGGAGUUACGGCGGCGGCAGCGGUGGCGGCUACAGAAGCGGCGGAUAUUCAUCCGGCUACAGAGACGACCGCCAGGGAGGCUACGGUGGUGGGCGCUCCGGCUCCUACAGAGGCGGAUACGACGAGUAAACAUCUCCCCGAUUCAAGAUCAUCACCUGGCUGGAUGUAUAUGAAAGAUGCACACCUCAAGAAAAAUGUCCACGUCAAGAAUAUUUUCAGAACAUUUUUAAGCUUCUGUGAAACCUGUAAAAGUCCCAUUUUUGCGAAUACGAAUACAGCAGCCUUCCAAAUAGUUCACUGAUGGACAAUUUAAAUGCUUGCUGAAUGCUCACUUCCCCCCACAUUCCUUUUAACAAUGAGAGUUGAUGGGACUACUUUUUUUUUGUCUGAGCUACCUCCUGCCUGAUUUUUAGAUUGAUGGAGAUGCUAAUAGACUUUUGGGGGGCUGCUGUUAAGGCCCUUGAACUAUUAAGAGAACCUUAGAUUAGCCAAGGCUCCUUUUUUAUGUUCAAUUUCCCAAAAGAGUGAAUUCCUUUCAGACUGAACUACAUCCGAAGUGUCCGACUGUUCCUGAAGCUGCAAAAUGCAGCAUGCUACAGUCUGUCCACGGUGUCUUCUGUGCUCUGCUCAUCUGCAUUUUAAAUGUGCUGUAAAAUGGACCAAUCUUGUCAAGUGAUCUCGAAAUGGAACUUCCUUUGCCCAAAUUAAAAUCUAAACCGUUUUGUACUUUAUGUUCUUUGUAUGAUUCAAGCCUAUUAAAACAACUAUGGGGGAAAAAAAUAA
Cololabis saira (Pacific saury) is the source of this 1256-nucleotide messenger RNA. RefSeq names its product cold-inducible RNA-binding protein B-like. Bases 93 to 602 code for a protein of 169 amino acids. NCBI's taxonomy places the organism in Eukaryota, Metazoa, Chordata, Actinopteri, Beloniformes, Belonidae. The transcript is spliced from 2 exons. Gene Ontology annotation, biological process: positive regulation of mRNA splicing, via spliceosome. Gene Ontology annotation, molecular function: RNA binding. The record is from RefSeq and is a predicted model, not a curated record. Gene Ontology annotation, cellular component: spliceosomal complex.